Molecule: messenger RNA, 263 nt
Organism: Dentiscutata heterogama
Lineage: Eukaryota; Fungi; Glomeromycota; Glomeromycetes; Diversisporales; Gigasporaceae
Source: the annotation of a GenBank genome assembly
AUGGAGCAAUCAACAUUUACAUCUAUCGAAUUAGCAGCAUUUAGCCAAGAAACUGUUCAAGUCACUGAAGAUGUCUCGAUCACAUAUCAAGAACCUAUUCCUCAAGCAUCAUUAACUAUACCUAUUCCUCGGUCACCUUUGACUCUAUAUCAAGAGCAUACUCCUCAGACACCUUUGACUCCUCAAACACCUUUAUCCCCACCUUUAACACCAUUAACACCUCGUAGUCAUUCGGGAUCAGUACUUUUAACGUUAGAAGAAAG